UCCCUUCAGACUAAUCCCUGUAGCGAAAUGGUAUCUAUCACCAAACUCAUUCUGGCUGCCACCAGCAUCGUUGGCACUGUCGCGGUCGCGGUCCCAACGGGUGUCAUCGAACGGUAUAUGGAGGACUCUGGUCUUCUACAAGCUCGUGCUCCAGCCACGAUCACUAUUGGAGACCCUAUCGGGUUUCCUUACUACUGGUGGACGGAUGGUACCGGUAGCGCCAACUUUACGAACGGUCCUGGUGGGCAAUUUAGCGUGACCUGGUCUGGGGGUCAUUUCAUUGGUGGAAAGGGAUGGAAUCCCGGCUCUUCUUCGAGGACUAUCAACUACAGCGGC
Acaulospora colombiana is the source of this 336-nucleotide messenger RNA. The record is from the annotation of a GenBank genome assembly. Lineage: Eukaryota; Fungi; Glomeromycota; Glomeromycetes; Diversisporales; Acaulosporaceae.